GUUCCUUGUUAGCGGCACGAGCAUCGAGUGACACUCUUGUUUCUUGCGCAGCACUUCCGGUUCACCUCCUGAGACGACCGGGGAGGAAAUCCAAAAUAAAUCAGAAAAAGAAACACAAAAUAUAGUACAGUACAAAAUUCAUGGGUUUCAUUAUAGAUAUUAUAUCAGAGCAUAAGUUUAGUUACAAGCUGAGUUACUGAAGUGUCUGGAAUAAUUAUAAAUAAUUAGAAAUCACUGAGAUGAAUGGGGAUGGAAUAUAAAAUAAAUCAGAAAAGAAAAAAUAUAGUACAGUAUAGAAGUCAUGGGCUUCAUUAUAUAUAUGAUAUCAGAGCAUAAGUUUAGUUAGAAGUUGAAUUAUUGAGGUGUCUGCAAUAAUUAAAAUUAAUUUGAAAUCACUGAUUACCCGCACACCAAAGGACAGAAUCGUAGACUUUAGAGACCGCCACGUGAGCACGACUUUGGCGAAAUUCCUGGAAACCCGGAAGUAGAACGCGGAAGUCACAAUGACGUCACUUUAGUUAAUGAAGAACAGUUGCCUCCGCAUUAGGUUAAAGGUAACCUAAAGAACACCAACGCCGAGGCGCGAGUUCCACUAAGAGACACCGAAGUCAGAUAUUAGGGUUACCUACCAUUUUUAAAAAAAUUUUUAGGGCUUUGAAAAGUUUGCGGUCCGCUGUACGUAGAACGAAAGGGCGCUACACCAGUUUGACUCCCUGAGAAAGUACUCCACGUUGUUGGUGCCAAAGUACCAUGCUUCUUCCGAGUUACAGAUCCUACAGUUACAGAUCCCUGCUGACAUCCGGCGGCUUGCAUACGAGCGUUUAAGCAACGGCAGCCACCUACCACGCCAGGAGCCAUGGAAUUUGAGCGAGUGCUGAAGGAGAUCGGCGGCUUCGGAAUGUUCAACAAGACUAUCAUCGCCGCCGCAGUAGUGCUUGGUACGUGGCACGCGGCAAUAUGCUACCUGGGUCACGUGCUCGUUCUUGUUGCGCCGCCUAGCCAGUGGUGUUUCGGCAAGGGAGUGAUCGUGAGUGGCGAAGCGUUGGACAUGACGUCGCUGCCCAGAGGUCGCUGCCAAUUCGUAGACGAAAUGUCGGACGCCGCCGGGAGCGGCGACUACGCUAACUUCACGGCCCAUCACUACACCGGCGCCACGUGUCCGACGGGAUGGAGGUACGACAACGCAGAGUUCUUCACGUCCAUCACGAUGGAGAACGAGUGGAUAUGUGGUGACAACUGGAAGAUGUACGCCACGCACACUGCCUAUUGGAUAGGAUCAAUGGCCGGAUGCCUUAUCUCCGGUUUUCUCGCAGACAGGAUGGGAAGGAAGAAGACCAUCCUGAUACUUCUUGCCCUAGGCGGGAGCGGCAACGCAUUCAGCGCCCUGUUUUCCAGCUUCGUGGGCUUCACAGCUCUACGUUUCAUUACUGGUCUCGGAGCCGGCACCGUUUGCAGCGCGACAUUCGUCAUAGCGAUCGAGUUCACGGUGUCCCACCGAAGGUCCCUGAUUACCCUGAUCUUCGCCAUGAGUUGGUCGUGCCUCUCCGCCGCGCUCCCCUGGUACGGUUAUCUGGUGCAGAGCUGGAGGAUCCUGCUUCUGUCCACCACGGUCAUCGACUUCAUGCUCGCGGCACUCGUCUGCUUCUGGGUACCAGAAUCACCCCGGUGGCUUCUAUCUGUUGGCCGUAAGGAGGAAGCGCUGGCCUCCCUGGAGCGGAUUUCUCGCAUUAACGGCAAGAAAAUGUCCAGGGAAACCCUCAACAAACUGCUGCUCCAACAAGAAGCAAGCGAAGAGAGUGACGAGCAAGUCGCACCUUCGAGGAAACCGCCAAGCUUCUUUCAGACGACGCUGCUGCUCGUGAAAUCACCGAGAAUCCGGCGACUCACAAUAUUUAUUUAUUUUGCAUGGUUCGUCAUUACGCUGUGCUACAAUGUGAUCACGCUGCAGCUCGGCAGACUCGACCUGAACAUAUACUCGACCUACGCCAUUGCCAUCGCUUUCGAGCUGCCCGUGAAUGUCCUCUGUCUCGUCCUCAUGGAUUCGGUGGGUCGUCGAUGGUCCAACACCGGCUUCCUGUUCCUCUCCGCUGUCGCCUGUUUCCUCCUAGGCCUACUGCGUCCAGAGUCCAGCACAUGGACGCUGGUCCUAGCCGUGGCCGCCAUCAUGGCGAUGGCUGGCGCCUACAACGUCACCAACCAGCUGGCGCCAGAGGCAUUCCCCACUGUUAUACGGGGCAGGGCGGUGCUUCUUCAAAAGCUCAUCGGAGACGUCGGUGGACUCACGGGAAUUCAAGUGGCCUCGCUGGUGGAGCGCGACACGUACACGCCCGUGCUGGUGAUGGGAGCGCUGUCUCUGGCUGCCACUGUGGUGGUGUUCUUCCUCCCGGAAACCCUGGAGCAGGCGCUACCGCAGAGCAUAGAAGACGGCGAGAACUUUGGAAAGGACCAGACGCUCUGUUUCUGCCCCGUAUCGGUGGCCAAGCGUGCGAGGAAGAAUCGGUGGCUUGAGAAGCAGGCAAGGAUAGCGGCACGGAAUUCCAAUGAAGACGAGCUGGGAGCAGCAGCUACUCCUCUGGCGGCGGACUCGUCAGUUUAAAGCACAAACGACGGAUAUACCAUUUUAGUGGCUCUCUAUACAAGCCGCCAUGCUCACACACACCUGACUAGCUAGCCUUUGUACGGACAGCUAGGAAUGCUCCGUUUGACUCCCCGCUAGCGAGUCAAGAUUCAUGUAUACUCAGACGAACAUGACGGCUCAAGCAUUUCGUUCUCACGAACAAGCCUCUGUCAGGCAAUGAGAGCCAGACCAACGAGAACUUAUUUGAAAGAACCUUCUAAAGUGAAAUUAGCCAGUGAUUGUUAUAAUAAUAAUAAUAAUAAUAAUAAUAAAGUUCUCUUGCGCCAGUUGGUGCAGGAAUAAUAUUUACAUUAUCAACAAAUGAAUUAUAAUUUUGCCCAUGUCAUAAAUGCAUACACGAGCCUGCCGUUGUCGUGCGUGUUUUGAGCGUUUUGUUUUCUUUUUUGCGUUUGCUGACAUUUUUCGGAGCACGUGUCCAGUGACGCACCUUGUGAAGGAUAUAUGUACAGCUCAUGUCGAAAAUAUAUUGUUGAAAGCUA
Molecule: messenger RNA, 3117 nt
Organism: Dermacentor andersoni
Lineage: Eukaryota; Metazoa; Arthropoda; Arachnida; Ixodida; Ixodidae
Product: solute carrier family 22 member 7-like
Biological process (GO): transmembrane transport
Cellular component (GO): membrane
Molecular function (GO): transmembrane transporter activity
Source: RefSeq, a predicted model, not a curated record